GCCAGACAAAAGUAUCUUGGUUGAAGUUUUGCUAUUUUUUUUGUGUGGCUUAUCCUUCUUGUCUCUCUGCAAAAACCCACACGCUUUAGCAGCGGAACAUAAAUCUCUGAUUAAUGUAUAGUUUCGUAUAAUCUUAUUCUGGUCGUGUCGCGAAGAAUAAGAGAGAGUUUCGAGUUUCUCCUUGUCUGAAUGAGCUCCCAAUGCCUUCUUUAGGUACCUUCUCUGAUAUUACUACUAUCCAACCUUCCUUGCAACCUCAUCUUGUUCCAUUGGGGGCUCAGAGUAUCAUCCAUGCUAAAACCCUACCUAAUCCAUGGAGACAAUCCAGUUUCUCCAAGAGUUUGAAAUUUUACGCAGGCGGCCAUCUUCAUGUACCAAGAGGCAGGCUCAUUAUUACUGCAGUGGCCACUGUUGAAACCAAACAUCCUGCUCAGAAAGAACACCAACAAAGCUAUUCCUUGUCUUCUGAUGAUGGAGAAGCGGUGGAUGACAGAGAAAGACUAAGAAGGAUGAGGAUCUCCAAGGCUAAUAGAGGGAACACUCCUUGGAACAAAGGCAGGAAGCAUAGUCCAGAGACUCUACAGAAGAUUAGAGAAAGGACAAAGAUUGCAAUGCAAGAUCCUAAGAUCAGGAUGAAGUUAUCAAAUCUCGGACACGCGCAAAACGAGGAGACACGGUUGAAGAUAGGGGAGGGAGUGAGGAUGCGGUGGGCAAGGCGUAAGGAGAGAAGAAAAGUGCAGGAGACCUGUCAUUUCGAGUGGCAAAACUUGUUAGCAGAAGCUGCUAGAAAAGGACACACAGACGACGAACAAGAGUUUCAGUGGGAUUCUUACAAGAUCUUGGAUCAGCAGAAUCAAAUAGAAUGGCUUGAAAGUAUAGAGCAGAGGAAAGCCGUUAGAGCAGCUAAAGGUAACAGAAGAGCUCCAAAAUCUCCUGAACAGAGAAGGAGAAUCGCUGAAGCAAUAGCUGCUAAAUGGGCUGAUCCAGCUUACCGUGAAAGGGUUUGCUCUGGCUUGGCUAAAUAUCACGGUAUACCUGAUGGUGCUGAGAGGCGUCGUAGAAGACCAAGUGGGACUGGAGAGCCUAGAAAGAAGAAUCCUACACCGAAAACUACAAGAGAUUCAGAGACUGUUCGCAAAGUUCAAGUAGUGAAAGUAAGGAAGCGCAGAACACCUGUGUAUAAAGAUCCUUUAGCGAGUUCAAAGCUGGAAAUGAUAAAAAGCAUCAGAGCAAAAAGAGUUGCAGAAGAGUCUAAGAAGAUGGAUGCUGUGGAACGAGCAAGGCUGUUGAUCUCUGAAGCUGAGAGAGCUGCGAAGGUUCUUGAGAUUGCUGCUAUGACAAACCCUGUUGCUCAAGCAUCUUUAUUAGAGAGUAAAAAGCUUAUAGCAGAAGCAACACAACUGAUUGAAUCCUUAGAAAUUAGCCAUGCAUCUUCAGAUGAAGAUGGGACACAAGACACAGACCAUCAAGAACAGCCAGGAGAAGUAAACGGAACACACACAUUCCCUAUCAAUGGAGAGAGUCUUCACUUGAACUUGAGAUGUAGCGAUUUGCCGACAUUCAACAUAGAAGGUGGUAAAACACAUGGGAUGAUUCCACAGCCAAACGGAACCACAGUUGAUCAACCACCUUCAGAGUCUAAUGGAGCUAACAAACUUAGUGAGAGUCCUCAUCUUCCAAAUGGUUCUAACGUUUGCCAUGAGGUGGAAGAAAAGGCUGAAUGUUUGGAAUCAGGGAAUGUAACUAAGAAGUGGGUUCGUGGGAGGCUCAUAGAAGUCACAGAAGCAGCCUAAACUAGUCUUUAUCAAUUGGUGAUGAGGUCAUGUUGUAAUGAUUUAGCAGAGAAAAAAAAAACAUAUUGUUCAAUUAGUGAUUUUAAAAUUUCGGCUUCUUCUAUGGUCUCGUGCUUGAGAGAAGCAGUUUCCAGUUUGAGAUGUGGCAGUUGUAUCUAUGAUGAUGACUCAAUUGUAUGUCGAGUUUCAGGGUUAGUAAACAAAUUAUCCA
Eruca vesicaria subsp. sativa (arugula) is the source of this 2004-nucleotide messenger RNA. The record is from the annotation of a GenBank genome assembly. Lineage: Eukaryota; Viridiplantae; Streptophyta; Magnoliopsida; Brassicales; Brassicaceae.